CGUCAUCUUUGUAUGCGGAAGUAUGUGACACCGAGUAGCAGUCGUGUACAAUCAUCAGAACCUCCGUUUUGAGCAGACAAAACACGCAGCUUAUUUUUUUCAAAAUGUUGAAGGCGGUUAUUUUAAUAGGAGGCCCUCAGAAAGGCACAAGGUUUCGGCCGCUGUCAUUUGAAGUUCCCAAACCCUUGUUUCCAGUCGCCGGUGUUCCUAUGCUGCAGCAUCACAUAGAAUCAUGUGCCAAGGUGCCAAAUAUGAAGGAGAUCUUGCUCAUCGGGUUUUACCAGCCAAAUGAAGAACUCACCAGAUUCCUUUUUAAUGCCCAACAAGAAUUCAAAAUUUCCAUCAGGUACUUGCAAGAGUACUCAGCCCUGGGCACCGGAGGGGGCAUCUAUCACUUCAGAGAUCAGAUCAUCUCUGGUGGUCCCGAGGCUUUCUUUGUUCUUAAUGCUGAUGUGUGCUCAGCAUUUCCUCUAGCAGAGAUGCUCAGCUUCCAGAAAGAACACGGAGAACCAAACAGCUUUGUUAUUCUUGGAACAACAGCAAACAGAAAACAAUCUUUGAACUAUGGCUGCAUUGUUGAAAAUGAGAAAACAAACGAGGUGUUGCAUUAUGUGGAAAAGCCGAGCACAUUUGUGAGCGACAUCAUCAACUGCGGCAUCUACCUCUUCAGCCCGGACAUCUUCCAGCACAUCGGCGCCGUUUUCCAGAAGAAUCAGCAGGAAAUGCUGCUUUAUCCAUACGACGGAGAGGAGACGACCAACGGUUGGCACCGAGCCGAGGCUAUCAGGCUGGAGCAAGACAUUUUCACUGCCCUGGCUGGACAGGGCAAACUCUACGUUUUUAAAACCCUACGUUUCUGGAGCCAGAUCAAAUCUGCUGGGUCUGCAAUUUAUGCGAGUCGAUUGUACCUGAACCAGUAUCACAAAACUCACCCUGAAAGGCUCGCCACGAAUAAAGAGGGAGGCCCUAAAAUAAGCGGUAAUGUCUAUAUGCAUCCCACUGCCAACAUUGACCCCACAGCUGUGUUGGGUCCUAACGUCUCCAUUGGCACUGGGGUUACUAUUGGUGCUGGGGUAAGGGUGCGUGAAUCCAUCAUCCUCCACGGUGCAACCCUGCAAGACCAUUGCUGUGUUCUGAACAGCAUCGUCGGCUGGGACAGCACGAUCGGCAAGUGGGCGCGAGUGGAAGGAACACCCAGUGACCCAAAUCCCAACGACCCGUACGCAAAGAUUGACAGCGAAACCCUCUUCCGGGAAGGAAAACUCACCCCGUCAAUUACUAUUCUUGGUUGUAACGUGACCAUUCCCAGGGAGGUAAUAAUACUCAACUCUAUUGUCCUUCCACACAAAGACCUCAACCGCAGCUUCAAAAACCAAAUUAUUCUCUAGUUAAUCUUCCCCACGCUGUAUUUUUCUUCGCUGUCAGCAGUGGGAGAUACGGCUGGCCUCACGCCCCUUGAGUUACUGUAUAUAUACCAUGUCAGUUGUGAAGAUACGGGACUUUCAUUAAACCCUUUUGAAAGAUAGAUUUUUAUGUGCUUGUCCUCGAGGCUUUAUGCAUCAUUGGGUGUCAGCGGUAUUCAAGAAAGACCAAUCACACAUGUUGAUUCACCUUGAAAAGUGUUGACAGGCAACAGAGUUAUUGACUUUACCAAACUGUUAAAUUACAGCCAGUACAUGAGUAAUAUAUUUGAUGGAUGUUAAUAAGAUGUAAAAAAAAAAAAACUUUUUAUAGAUAACCACUUUAUAUUUCCCAAGGUUACAAAAGUGUAAUGCAAGUACAGUAAUUAUACGUGGCUAACAUGA
Messenger RNA from Nerophis lumbriciformis (worm pipefish), 1805 nucleotides. It is a transcript of the gene gmppaa, whose product is annotated as GDP-mannose pyrophosphorylase Aa. Lineage: Eukaryota; Metazoa; Chordata; Actinopteri; Syngnathiformes; Syngnathidae. Gene Ontology annotation, biological process: biosynthetic process. Gene Ontology annotation, molecular function: transferase activity. The record is from RefSeq and is a predicted model, not a curated record.